This is a messenger RNA of Lecanosticta acicola, 960 nucleotides long. NCBI's taxonomy places the organism in Eukaryota, Fungi, Ascomycota, Dothideomycetes, Mycosphaerellales, Mycosphaerellaceae. The record is from the annotation of a GenBank genome assembly.
AUGGCGACCACGGUGUACCCCAGGCUUGGCCCAUCCACUACCAGCAAGCGCUUGGGCAAGAAGACCCUUUGUCAUCGUCUGAUGCGCAACCUGGUGAAAUUCGAGACCCAUCCAGAGCUCUGGGACGGCACUGUGUAUGUCGGUAAGCCAUUACCACGAAUUCUCACCCUUCCCGUCGAGUUGAUACAGCAGAUCCUGGAUGGCGUGGUGGAAGACGACGAGCUGUACCUCCCUCGUCCCAACAGCGUGACGAGCGCUCUGAACCUCGUCUGCAGGGACUUCAACGCGCACAUGAAAGAUGUAAACGGUAAGUGGAACAGACGUGAGGCGCAGUGGCGAGCGAGCAGCGGCAGGGACCGAGCAGCGCUGGCGCCUGUCAUCCAAGGCCUCAUGCUUCCACUCUUGGCGGCCAACAAUGCCCUGGACCUGCAGGUGGGAAUCAAGAAGAAUGGCAAGCGCCGACCUAAGUGCAGCGUGCAGCGUGAAGCUCGCUGGAGGAGAGUCUACGCCGAUUGCGCGAGGAAGUUUGUCGCGUCGGAGCCGGAGAAGCAGCUCGCGGCGAGUCGGAAGGAGCACCCGAGGCUUCAGAUCAAGAACAAGAGCUGGGCGAUGACUCGGUCGGAGUGGGAUUGGCACCGUCUUCCAUGGUGGGGAGCCUGGAAGACGGGCAAAAAGGCACUGAAAGCCGCCAAGAAGAGCGGCGACGCGCAGCGAAUCAAGCACUGGAAGGCUGUGAUGAAGAAUUUGGAGAAAGAUGGCAAGAAGAUGGAGAAGAAGCUCUAUCGCGAGGAGCUGGACGAGUGGCACAGCAAGCGGCAGAAGGAAACGUUGGCGGACAGGAAGGACUCUCAGCAGAACGCCGUCAAUUCUGCUCUGCGCGAGGGCGAGGCAGUCUGUCCCUUUCGCCAUGUGCGCUUCCACGACGAUGGCUCGAGCGAACUUUUCGCCCGCCCGCGGUGA